Parastagonospora nodorum SN15 is the source of this 123-nucleotide messenger RNA. RefSeq lists its product as hypothetical. Lineage: Eukaryota; Fungi; Ascomycota; Dothideomycetes; Pleosporales; Phaeosphaeriaceae. The coding region runs from base 1 to 123 and encodes 40 amino acids. The record is from RefSeq and is a predicted model, not a curated record. The transcript has 2 exons.
AUGUCUUCGUCUGUGACUAUACGUUUAAGCAUCGUCUUGGUUCUGAUAGCUUCACCGGUCAUGGACGAUCCCACUAUUUUCCGGCUUACGAACUGGAUCAAAAGCACUUCCAAGACAUCGUAA